GUCCAGCCUCCUUCCAUGGCCCCACCACGAGACGAUCCCCAAAACUCGCCUCUCGCGGCUUCUCUCCUCUCCGGCUCUCCGCCGCGCCGCGAUCCCCGGAAUCUCCCGGCGAAGAUGCACCUGUGGCCUUCGCUCCGGAUCCGCGACUCCUUCAAGCACGCCUACCUGGAUAAGCUGGAGUUCAACCUCGCCCGCAUGAAGCACGCGCGGCGGCAGGGGCAGGGGCAGCAGGGCGAGGACCAGGACCAGGAGGAGCCGCCCGGCGACGGGAAGGCGCCGCUGCUCGAGUCCCUCCCGGCGAAGAGGAGCUCGUUCGUGGCCGGCGCGCUCGAACUCGCCAUGGACGCCGCCAUGCUCCUCACCUGCUGCUGCUGUUGCUUCUGCUGUGGCGCUUGUGGUGACGAGGAAGAUCAUCCUCGCUGAGUAUAACCUUCAGAAGAGCUUCUUGAAGGAAACCAGAAAAUACAAUGGACAAUAACUUAUCUGUAUAUAUCAUAUAUUGAUUUUUGGUUGUUAGCUGAUGUGGCUCAAAGACGCCACUAGCAUAGGUACAUACAAGUACCUUUAUGUAGAAAAUUAUUGUAGUUAGACUUCAGAAUGAACUGUCUGCUCUAGAUAGUUGUAUUUACAUUCAGGGUACUUUGUUUCUCCCGGCGCAUCUAUACUUACAUCUGUAUGGUCCAGAUGUGUUAAUCUUUUUAUGUCAUCCGUGUUAUACAUUCUUUUCUUUAUCAGAUUUUAC
Messenger RNA from Oryza brachyantha (malo sina), 742 nucleotides. RefSeq lists its product as uncharacterized. NCBI's taxonomy places the organism in Eukaryota, Viridiplantae, Streptophyta, Magnoliopsida, Poales, Poaceae. The coding region runs from base 16 to 423 and encodes 135 amino acids. The transcript has 2 exons. The record is from RefSeq and is a predicted model, not a curated record.